Molecule: messenger RNA, 1960 nt
Organism: Larimichthys crocea (large yellow croaker)
Lineage: Eukaryota; Metazoa; Chordata; Actinopteri; Sciaenidae
Product: homocysteine S-methyltransferase 1
Exons: 8
Coding region: 155-1126 (323 amino acids)
Biological process (GO): S-methylmethionine cycle
Molecular function (GO): zinc ion binding; S-adenosylmethionine-homocysteine S-methyltransferase activity
Source: RefSeq, a predicted model, not a curated record
AAACAGUCGCAUGAAGUUCUUCAUGUGUUUUUGUAUUUGACUCAGCAGCAGCAGCAGCAGCUGUAGUAGUAGUUUGAUUUUAUUGUAUGUUACUAAUUUAAUAUCAACAAAAGUGUAGCCGUAACUUCAGAGUCUCUUAAUUGGAGUGUUGGACAUGUCUCGCUUGAAACAUUACAUGAAUGACGAUGGGCCAUUGAUCCUGGAUGGUGGACUGGCGACUGAACUGGAAGCUCAGGGAGCCAAAUUACAGGGAGAUCCUUUGUGGAGCUCCAGGCUUCUGCAUACAAAUCCCCAGGCCAUAAGAGACGUUCAUAACAGGUUUCUCAUCAGUGGUGCUGAUGUUAUCUCAACAGCUACAUACCAGGCAAGUAUCACAGGUUUCAUCAAUCACCUGGACAUGAGCUCUGAAGAGGCCAGAGAGCUGCUGAUGUCUGGAGUUCAUCUGGCCAAAGAGACGGUGGAGAGAUUUGUCUGUGACAGUCGUCCAGCAGAGCAGAGACAUCCUUUGGUGGCAGGCUCUGUUGGGCCGUACGGGGCCUUUCUGCUCGACGGCUCUGAAUACACUGGGGCUUACGCAGAGGAGAUGAGUGUUGAAGAGCUUAAAGCUUGGCAUCGGCCGCAUGUCGAAUGUUUAGCAGCAGCAGGAGCUGAUCUCGUUGCUUUUGAGACAAUCCCAAGUAUCAAAGAGGCGGAGGCGCUGGUCGAGCUGCUCAGAGAGUUCCCGAACUCUAAAGCCUGGCUCGCUUUCUCCUGUAAGGAUGGGAAGUGUAUAUCAGAUGGCAGCCCGUUCACAGACGCAGUGAAGAUCGCUAACAGAUCCACGCAGCUGGUCGCUGUGGGAGUCAACUGCUGCUCACCAGCGCUGGUGGAGCCGCUGCUGGACUCUGCCGGGUCACUGCUGAGCCCAGAUAUGAGCUGGGUGGUGUACCCCAACAGUGGAGAGGAGUGGAACACUAAGCAGGGGUGGCUUGCGUCAGAUAAAGAAUCAGCAUUAAUACCCAAACUCAGUCGCACAUGGAUGAAACAAGGUGCUGCCUUGAUCGGAGGUUGCUGCCGAAUCUGCCCCGCUCACAUAGCCGAGUUACGACGGCAGUUGAAAGGAACGCCUCCGGCCUCUGCAGUAUGACAGGACUAAAAAAUGUUUGAGUGAUUGUUUUUUGUUGUGAAGAAAGUUGCAGGAGUUCAUAUAAAAUGUUGAUUUAUUGGAAAAUAAAUAAAUAAACCACUACAUCAAAUGACACGAUGACAUUUGUGUUGGGUCAAAGACAAAUGAAGGUGUCGAGAACAAAUCGUGGCUGUAUAUAAACAUGAAAAUGAACCAUGCAGUCUUCACUUUCUGUUGAGUUUUUUCACAUUUUGAAUGAUUUCGAGGGAUUAAUGGGUUAUCACUUCUGUACAGCUCCCGUCUUUUUUUAUUUAAAAACAAAAAAAACACGGGGAUCAUCUACGAGACAGUCUUACUGCAGGUUUCACAAAGCACAACAAAACGUCAGCUGCUUUCACGACACUUGAACUGGACGGCAAUCUCCACUGAACUAACCACUGUAGUACGUCAGGGUGCAAAACAAGCCCACUUACCUGUACAAUGAGUUUAUGGGAAGGUUAUGUCAUGUUUGAACAGAAUUUACAGCAAAUGUGUUGAUGUCAUGUGUUUUUCUAGACAACACGGGUUGAAUAUAGUGUCCACUCUUUGGAGUAUAACUGCAGUGAGUUUUAAGAUGAUGUCAUAUAGCCAUCGUUAAAUUAAGAGAAAUGUGUAGUAUAUGAUUAGUAGUAGUAGGAUGAAAAUACAAAUAGUCCUAACCUCCUUCUUUUAGUGUAACACAGGGAUGGACAAAAUAACAGAUAACUUACAAUACAGUGGUCGUGAUGUCGUAACCGCUCAAUAAAGCUUCAGGUUGCAAUUCAGUUUUUUAGAAAAAGUUCAUUUUUGAGGCCGUAGUUUCAUGUGCUGUUAAGA